This is a messenger RNA of Chelonia mydas (Green sea turtle), 3691 nucleotides long. Its product is annotated as N-acetylated-alpha-linked acidic dipeptidase 2. The record is from RefSeq and is a predicted model, not a curated record. Gene Ontology annotation, molecular function: carboxypeptidase activity. The transcript has 19 exons. NCBI's taxonomy places the organism in Eukaryota, Metazoa, Chordata, Testudines, Cheloniidae. The coding region runs from base 155 to 2377 and encodes 740 amino acids.
AAGGGGACGGGCCCAGCGGGCCGCGGCUCGCGGCGUGACACAUCACACGUGGGCUCGUGCUUCGCUCGGCCAGGGCGCCACUCGCGGGGAGCAGGGAGACCCGGCGGGGGCGGAGAGGGGCCCUGGCCCCGCGCUGUGCCUGGGGGCUGGAGCCAUGGGCGGGAGGCAGGGCGCCCUGCGCACCGGGCUGGGCUGCGCCCUGCUGCUGGCCCUCUUCCUGCUGGGCUUCCUGGGAGGCUGGUUAAUGAAACCUACUAAAAAAACAACUAGCUCAGCAGAUGCCUAUCAAAAUGUGAGACAGAAACUUGUGGCUGAAAUGAAAGCAGAAAACAUCAAGCAGUUUCUUGGUUGGUUUACAAAGUUUCCUCACCUGGCAGGAACAGAACAGAACCUUCACCUUGCUAAACAAAUUCAAGCCCAGUGGAAGGAAUUUGGAUUGGAUUCAGCAGAGCUGGUUCAUUAUGAUGUCCUCCUUUCCUACCCGAAUGAAACUCAGCCCAACUAUGUCUCAAUUAUUGAUGAUCAAGGGAAUGAGAUUUUCAAUACAUCUUUCUUUGAGCUGCCCCCUCAGGGAUAUGAAAACAUUACUGGUGUGCUGCCACCAUAUAAUGCUUUUUCAGCACAAGGAGUGCCAGAGGCAGAUCUGGUGUAUGUGAACUACGGCCGCACAGAAGAUUUUUUCAAGCUAGAGCGAGAGAUGGGAAUUAAUUGUACUGGAAAGAUUGUCAUUGCCAGAUAUGGGAAAAUCUUCAGAGGAAACAAAGUUAAAAAUGCCAUAUUAGCUGGAGCCAAAGGGAUUAUACUGUAUUCAGACCCUGCUGACUACUGCGCCCCUGGAGUAGAUCCUUAUCCAAGUGGCUGGAACCUUCCUGGAGGGGGAGUCCAGCGUGGGAAUGUGUUAAAUCUGAAUGGAGCAGGGGAUCCUCUCACGCCAGGUUAUCCAGCAAAAGAAUACAUCUUCAGGUCUGAAGUUGAUGAGGGAGUGGGAAUUCCCAAAAUCCCAGUUCAUCCCAUUGGAUAUCAUGAUGCAGAAAUAUUAUUACGCAUCCUGGGAGGACCUGCAGCACCAGACAAUAGCUGGAGGGGAAACCUCAAUGUGUCUUACAACAUUGGGCCUGGAUUUGCAGGCAGCUAUUCUAUAAGAAAGGUCAGAAUGCAUGUCCACACUCACAACAAAAUAACACGAAUUUACAAUGUUAUCGGCACUAUCAGUGGAGCAGAGGAACCAGACAGAUAUAUUAUUCUGGGAGGACAUAGAGACUCCUGGGUAUUUGGUGGGAUUGAUCCAACCACUGGUACAGCUGUUCUUCAAGAAGUUGCUCGGAGUUUUGGCAAAAUGGCAAUGGAAGGUUGGAGACCUAAAAGAACUAUUAUUUUUGCUAGCUGGGAUGCAGAAGAAUUUGGACUAUUAGGUUCCACAGAGUGGGCUGAGGAGAAUGCUAAAGUUCUUCAGGAACGGGCCGUUGCUUACAUCAACACAGAUUCUUCUAUAGAAGGCAACUACACUUUAAGAGUUGACUGCAGCCCCCUUCUCUACAAAUUGGUGUAUAAUCUGACAGAAGAGAUUGCAAGCCCUGAUGAGGGUUACGAAGGCAAGUCUCUCUAUGAGAGUUGGCUUGAAAAGGACCCCUCAACAGAAAGUAAAAGUCAUCCCAGAAUAAACAAACUGGGAUCAGGCAGUGAUUUUGAAGCUUAUUUUCAGCGGCUGGGAAUCACAUCAGGCAGAGCCCGUUAUACAAAGAACAGGAGAGCAGACAAGUUCAGCAAUUACCCAGUUUACCACACCGUCUACGAGACCUUUGAGUUAGUAGAACAAUUUUAUGACCCCACAUUCACAAAACAGCUUGCCAUUGCCCAGUUACGAGGAGGACUGGUGUAUGAACUGGCAGACUCCCAGGUCAUUCCUUUCAACUGCCAAGAUUAUGGAGAAGACUUAAGAAAAUACACAAAUAGAAUCUAUAAUUUGGCCAAGAAACAUGAAGAACAGGUAGAGACUUAUGGAGUGUCAUUUGGUCCCCUUUUUUCUGCUGUGACGAAUUUCACAGAAGCUGCUGCCGAUUUUCACAGAAGACUUAAAGAGGUGGAUGUGAAUAAUCCAAUUGCUGUGCGAAUCAUGAAUGAUCAGCUGAUGUUUGUGGAAAGAGCUUUCAUCGAUCCUCUUGGUUUACCAGGCAGGAAAUUUUACAGACACAUUGUUUUUGCUCCGAGCAGCCACAACAAGUACGCUGGAGAGUCAUUCCCAGGGAUCUACGAUGCCAUGUUUGAUAUUGAAAACAAAGCAGAUCAGCGCAAAGCCUGGGAAGAAGUAAAGAGGCAGAUCUCCAUUGCAGCCUUCACUGUGCAGGCUGCAGCAGGGACGCUGAAGGAUGUAGCAUAGGAACAAGGCACCAGCAGGCUUGACCACAUGGCUAACUCUUAAAAACGGCAGUGAAUGCCAUUUCCACUUUGUGCAUAGUAUUUACUAGGGUUGCAAUAUAACCAGCCUUUUCCAUACAGAAGUGCCAUGGGAGUCAGUGAGAGCUGUUGGCAUUAUGGGACUGAUGGUUAAGGAACCAGUGUUAGUUCUCUGAGACUGGCAUAACUGCUGCGUUUAAAAAAAACAAAACAAAAUUCUAGUAAGAAAAAAAUUACUUGGCCUUUUUUUUUCAAAAAUGUCAGUUAGAACGCUUACCUUUUUCCAAAGGAUCCACUAAUUUUGGGGAUCUCAGUUUUUGGGUUCCUGGCACUUCUGAAAAUCAAUCUCCUAAGCUACAUCUGCACUAGAGAAACUAGAACCUGCUACGGGUGCAGCUUUGUUAGUGGUAACACGUGGAAGCCAUAACGCAGAUAGGACUCAGGGGUUUAACACCAUGUCUUAAUGGUGUUCUCAGCAGGAUUAAACAACAUGGUAAGAAUGCCUGAACUCUGUCCGCACGAGAGCUUCCAUCACUGAGGCAGCUUGUGCAUUGGGUCUGAUCCACUAUGGCCAUGCCUAUGACCUAAUUUUCCCCAGUGUGGACAAUGAUUUAGGGCAUAGGAAUUGCAGUACUGGAUCAGACCCAUGGUUCAUCUAGUCCAGUAUCAUGUCUCUGACAGUGGUCAGCACCACAUGCUUCAGAGAAAGGUACAAGAAACUCACAAUCAUCCCCUCAUAGAGAUUGAUUUAUACCCUGAAUUAUCAGGCUUUAUCUCCCUACCCAUAGUCUUUGAUUGUGGGUGUGAUUAUAAAAGAUGGUGAGCACCCACAAUCCCAACUUACUUCAAUGUUAUUAGGUGUUCUCCUCCUCUGAAAACUCCAGCUCUAGGUGUCCCAUGCUGCACACCCAUAAUCAGUGAACAGUUGACAAUGUAGGUCCAGAUGCUUUUUAUGCCAUUUUUAUUAAUCAGAUGAAGUACUAAAAAAAAUCUAUUUCUAUGCAGAAGUUUUGAAAACCCUCAGGCUGAGAUUUACAAAGGGGAUGGGGGGAGUUAGGCAUCAAAAUCCCAAACUUACGCAAUAUCACUACCCAGGUGUUUUUAAGAGGAAAAAGAGCCAGCAGAGAAUCACCAUCCCUCCUGUGAUGAGCUAUCUGUUCCCUGUGUAACAUGCUAUCACUUUCCUCUCAUCAGCUGUUAUUCUUCAUGCCCUCUUUAAUUGGGAAAGCUAUUUUAUACCAUGCUCUCACCCACUAGCUGAUGUCUGAUGACAGAGAUGGAAAAUGUUUUCCCAGAA